Molecule: messenger RNA, 2124 nt
Organism: Liolophura sinensis
Lineage: Eukaryota; Metazoa; Mollusca; Polyplacophora; Chitonida; Chitonidae
Product: homeobox protein DBX1-like
Exons: 4
Coding region: 303-1298 (331 amino acids)
Biological process (GO): regulation of transcription by RNA polymerase II
Molecular function (GO): DNA binding; DNA-binding transcription factor activity, RNA polymerase II-specific
Source: RefSeq, a predicted model, not a curated record
CAUUGUUAUCUAAAUACUAUAAACUGGUCGUCGGAAGCUGUCGUCUAAUCAGUGUUGAUGUCAGGCUAGUUAGGAGAGCAAUGAGCGGCUAAUUUCUACAGCAUCCUAUCACUUCCUCUCAUGAAUGGAUGGCGCAGACGAAAUACCAUAUAUAUAAUUCAUUGCUUCUCUAAUAUUUCAUGAGGUGCAAUUCAAUGUGGAUCUCCCCCAGGCUUGGAGUACAUGCACCUUAACGCCGGCUAACUUUUUUGGCCAUUGCAAGUUUGGUUUAUUUUUCUGGUUUUUUGUUUCAACGGUGGUAAAUGAUGUUCCCUAACAUUUUAACGCCGUCCCCUUUGUACCAGAGCAUGCUCCGGAGCGCAUCUGUAGGCCAGCAGCCAAGUUCUGCCUCAACGUCAUUUCUCGUGGAGAAUCUCUUACGGGACAGAGGGUCAGGUUUGGUGGCCCGACCCCUCCCCGGGACAGUGCCCGUGUCCAGUUCUCUCGGGCAACGUCCAGCAGACAGUCAGUCGUCGACUUCCUCCACCCCUACGAGCACGCCGUAUCUGAAGUUUGGCGUUAACGCUAUUCUCUCUCCAGACACGCCAUCUAAAACAGGUCUUAGUUUUAGUAGCCCCUCUCUGGCGUAUAGCCAUUCUUUGCCUGGACUCGGCACAGGUUGUGGGGGUAAGGUGUGCGGGAGUCUGUCCUCGCAUGGUCUUAGUUGUGUUGGGUGUAACCCUCGUCACCAGGGUCUGUAUGAAGGCCACCUCCCAACCCUCGUCAGACAUCCCUACUUUUCAGCAUCUUCACUACUGCCUAUCCCUAACGCGUUCUCCUUUCUGAGCACAAUGCGGGGGAAACCUAGACGAGGAAUGUUAAGGAGGGCGGUCUUCUCAGACGCCCAGAGAAAGGGACUAGAGAAAAUGUUUCAGAAACAGAAAUACAUUAGCAAACCAGACAGGAAGAAACUUGCGGGAAAGCUUGGCUUGAAGGAUUCACAGGUUAAAAUAUGGUUUCAAAACAGACGGAUGAAAUGGAGAAAUUCCAAAGAGAGAGAACUUCUGUCCUCUGGUGGGUCACGUGAAUCUACUUUGCCCAAUAAAAGCAACCCAAAUCCAGAUUUGAGUGACGUCAGUGAUGACCAGAAAGAGGCUGGAGAAGAGGGAGAGUUUGUGGCGGAGUCAGCGAGACGAGGAGAUUCCCCUACACCCGAAAGCGCGCCUGCGCUGUGCGAAUCGGUGGUUGAGGCGGUGCCGGAGAUGUCAGAGGCGACCGGGGCGGGAUCAGACAGUGAGGAAGAAAUCAGCGUGUCCUGAGGAUACACCAAACGACGAACACUGCAAUAGCUGGCGGAGGCAGCCAGUGAUCUGUGUGAUCUGAGUGAGCACAAAAUUCUAAUCCGCGUAACAUCUCGGUCACUGGAGAAAACUGUGAACUUGUACAGACAUGAUGGUUAAUAGAACAGUGGAAAUAUUGACUGAGGCCUCAUCCUAGAGGCACUGAAGUGCUAUAAAGACAUCACGAAACUUCCAGAAUGGACUUCCAGAAUCGUGUACAUCAAAGGCCAAAUUGAUGCUAUAUAUGUCCCUAGUCAGUGUACAGCUAUUAACUUCCCAAGGUCUUCCAACAGUGUCCAAAACUGUACUACUGGAACGCACGCCCUCGAUACUCUUCCAAGAUGAGGAUGUCGUGUGAGUGGACUGAUUAUAGAUAAGUUUUCUCUAAGCAAUCAUUUCUUAUAUUAGGCGCGAUAUUUUACUUAAAGUGUUUCUUACAGAGAGUGAUAUAGGUAGAUAUUUUAUAUCUAAUAUGACCGGAGGUGAUUGGUGAUCCUGCCAGGUAAUCCUGCUAUGCGUCGGUUAUAGGCUGAACGAAUGACGGAACGCAAACAUGUCCUUCUCCAGAUAUAGAUAAUAACAGUGGGUUGAGAUGGAAAAGUAAAAUCAUGAAAUGAGAAGAGGUUCAAUGUUUGGGUCAAGACCAUUACUAUCGCGUAAUCUUGACUUAAUCACAUCAGGUGAUUUCUGACAAUCCCAUUCUGAGUGGAGAAAAAAAAAUGAUGGUAACGUGAAAACGUAUAUGCUCGUGUAUUUAUGUAUAAGCUGAUAGAGUUUAUUGCUAUCUUGUGUUUUUAAAAAUUAU